CAAUAAAAAUAUCACUUGUAUCAGUCGUGUGGUGUAACCUGGCUUAAUUACAAAUUUAGCGAGCGCAUUUAGUUUCGUCAUUCCGUACAUAUUUACAUUUCUUAAUCAAGAAAUAUCUUACUUUCUUCUUUCUCUUUUUAUUUUUUUACUUUCGGAUUUUUUGCAUAUUUUAGCUGCUUACCUUUUUUCAUAUUUUGUCAACGACUUCUGCAGUUGCAUCCCUUGGACGUCACGUGAUAGGUGAAGGCAUAGUCAUUUCCGUUCAGUUAUCAUAAAUUCUUGUUUGCCUGCCUUUUUGGAGGGUUGCCUAACGAGCUUGGUUCGUGUCGUUUAUAUUUUUUUAAUAUGGAGCCUACUUGCAAAGCAAAGUGGUGGUGUAUUGUACAUCAGUGUAGCUCUGAUUCGCGCAAGAAUGUUAGUCUCUAUCCAUUCAUGCGUGGUGUUCGCUUUUUCCCCUUUCCUACUGCCAAGAAAGAUCCGUACAUGCGUCAACUUUGGACGCAGCUAGUAAGACGUGGUGACAACUGGGAUGGUCCAAAAAAACAUCAUCGCGUUUGCUCUAGACACUUUAAAGAUGGAGAACCUAGCCCUCAAAAUCCUGCUCCGACUAUUUUCCCAUGGACACCUGCUCAAACUAUCUUCCCUAAAAUUGAUUUUAGAGCUCGGGACAGUAAAAAGCUCUACGGUGGUAAGGCCUCUUUGGAGUUUCCUUUUCCUCAAGACGCUUGUCUUUGAAUUUGAAUUCAAGGAAAAUGGACAAUACAGAGAGUUUCCUAUUUAAUAACAACACGACGUAUAGCACUGGAGUCCUGGCACAGAAAAGUAGUGUUCAUUUCAUCCCCAAAAGUGUUAGGUAUACGAAAUCGUCGCUUAGUUCUUUGA
This is a messenger RNA of Octopus sinensis (East Asian common octopus), 882 nucleotides long. Its product is annotated as THAP domain-containing protein 11-like. Bases 346 to 735 code for a protein of 129 amino acids. Lineage: Eukaryota; Metazoa; Mollusca; Cephalopoda; Octopoda; Octopodidae. The transcript has 2 exons. The record is from RefSeq and is a predicted model, not a curated record.